Dinoponera quadriceps is the source of this 4508-nucleotide messenger RNA. RefSeq names its product 1-acyl-sn-glycerol-3-phosphate acyltransferase alpha (gene Agpat1). The transcript is spliced from 4 exons. Gene Ontology annotation, molecular function: 1-acylglycerol-3-phosphate O-acyltransferase activity. Gene Ontology annotation, cellular component: membrane; endoplasmic reticulum. The record is from RefSeq and is a predicted model, not a curated record. Lineage: Eukaryota; Metazoa; Arthropoda; Insecta; Hymenoptera; Formicidae. The coding region runs from base 200 to 1012 and encodes 270 amino acids. Gene Ontology annotation, biological process: phosphatidic acid biosynthetic process.
UCUGCCGAAUGAUAUCGCCGUAAGAAAGCUAAGGAAGCUGCUUGUGGCAGAGAGAGAAAGAAAGAGAGAGAGAGAGAGAGAGAGAAAGAAAGGACGAACGAGAGAAAGAAAGAAACGACGAGCAGAAAAGAGAUAACAGAAGAGGGGAAGAAAGUGUGUAAAUUUGCUCGAAACAACGUGUCUAUCUUCUCGGAGGAAGAUGGCCUCUUACUUCGAGGUGAUCCUCGUCUGCUGCAUCCUCGUGCUGCCGUUUCUGUAUGAGACCAGUCGCACGUUUCGCUACCACUUCAAGUUCUUCGUCUAUUGCUUCACCGUGUUAUUGAACUCAGCCCUACUCAUGCCCAUCCUCUCGUUGCGGCCCCGCAACGUCAAAAAUUUCGUGUUGGCAUCAUGGUUAUGCCAUCACAUCAGCACUCUGCUGGGACUGCGUUGGGAGCUGCGAGGAAGAGAACAUCUAGAAAGGGAUAGGGCCUGCAUAAUAGUGGCGAAUCAUCAGAGCUCGAUAGAUAUACUGGGGAUGUUCGACCUGUGGCCAGUGAUGGAAAAGUGCACCGUCGUGGCCAAAAAGGAGAUCUUUUACGCGUGGCCGUUCGGCCUCGGCGCGUGGUUGUGCGGCAUGAUCUUUAUCGACAGAAUGAAUUCCGAGUCUGCGCGAUCCGUCCUCAACAACGCCACGCAGAAACUUAAGGAAAAGAAGGUGAAACUGUGGAUAUUUCCCGAAGGAACUAGGCACAACACCGGUGAAAUUCAUCCGUUCAAGAAGGGUGCCUUCCACAUGGCUAUCAAGGCGCAGUUACCAAUAUUACCGGUUGUAUUCUCACCCUAUUAUUUCCUGUCCGCGGAAGAAAAGAAAUUUGAUUCUGGUCGCAUUCUCGUAACGACGUUGCCGGCCAUUUCCACCGAGGGGCUCGGCACAGAUGACGUGGAGGAACUGAUGCAAAGGACACGAAACGCCAUGUGCGAGGUGUUUCACGCCGCGAAUCUGGAAAAUCAGACGUACCUCGCGCGGUAAGCCGCGCACCGGACGAUUGCAAUCCGACAGACUAUAUACCAUCGACAACCUCGUCUCAUGGGAGUACACACUACGUUAGCGAGUAAGUCUCUACGCAGGAACCAAAGAUUAAGCGUCCGCUUCUCUGAUAUUCUCUCUCGCUGUUAUUAUUAUUAUUAUUCCGCUAAUUUUUAUUAUUAAAGUCCUAGCCAUGUGUCCGCGGGUCGACGACUUAGACGUGUGAGAAGUUUUAUACGUUAAUUAUUUAUUGUUAGCUGCGCGAGUUGUACUAAAGGAAGAUUCGGUUGUUCUGGACCUGUAAUUAACCUCUGCCGAGUGGUGAUUUUUUAUCUCUCAGCGUACGAACCUCACUCGCAGAUACACGCGAAUGAUCUAUAUAUAUAUAGCAAUAUAUAAAUUUCUAUAUUGCUACAUAUGCUAUAUCGCAGUUACAUUGUCCGUGAACGAUUCCCUCGCUAAGUUGUGUUAAAUUUCCAAAUUAAAGAGAGACAGAUAUGCGUGUGUGAACGUAUGUGUGUUUUGCGCGCGUGUGUGUAUGUGUGUGUGUGUGCGCGCGUGUGUGAGUGCGUGCGUGCGUGUGUGGUACAGUAAGUACGUAUAGUCAGACGAAAGAGUCAUAUGCGUUACUGAAGAAUUAUAAAAGUCGUUCUUAAUUAAUUAAGUGUAAUUUACGCGAGGGUCGUCGGGAAACAACUUACUGUAAAGUACACAGCACUUUACCGUUAAGGGCGAAUAGUAAAAUAAUAAGAAGAAAAAGAGGGGAACUUUCGACACGUCAUGAUUUUUCUUAGAUUUACGAAUUGUAAAUAUAAUUCUCGUUAGAGUGCAUUUUUAUAAAUUGUGGGAACAUUGUUAGCGUUUACACUUAACAACGGAUAUUAAAUUAUAUUAAAUUACGUUAUUAGAUAUAUUUUGCUAUGUAAUGUACGCUUGUACACUCCCACUCGUCUGUUAAUUAUGCUUCCAUUUGUUUCCGUACGGUUGUCCGUAAGGAUUAAGAUACAUGUAACUAUUUGAGAAUUGCGAAAGUGCACUUUAAUUUUAAUCGUUUAACGAAAUGAAGAAGAGAAAGGAGGAUUGAAAAGAGAGAAAGAUUAAACUUGUAUAUUUAUUUUAUUUUGUAUUCUAGACGUUUUUCUAAAGCGAUAUUUUUAACAUCAACCGCUCGUCACUUAUCAAGCAAUUCGCUGUCUUAGUAUUAUUAUUCAAAGAAAACGACGAGCAAUAUAAAUUUACAAUUCAAAUUUAUGCGCGAAAAGAUAAUACGUUUGAUCUCUAAAGCGUCACAUUAUGUUACAGCGUGUAUAAGUAUGUAUAAAUCUUCGCUCAGUUGCGAUUGCAAUGUGAAGUAAUGUCAUGACAUGUCUCACAACACCUCUCUCGACACUGAACCUUUGUUCUCGGGCAUUCCGCGCAAGCAUUGAAUUUAAUUGUACAAUUAUACCUUCGUUAUCUAUCGAUUAGAACGAAAUGUGAUGGUUUCGUGACGACGAAAUCAAUGCUAUCAUUUUACAUUUUAUUUCUCCUUGGAACUAUGGUUUCAGUUCGUUUUUUCUUCCGAUAUCAUUGUUAAAAUCCGAUAUCUACGAUUACCAAUCUUUUUUUCUUGUUAUAUAGUUGCAUUUCGUAUCCAAUAGGCGAAUGUAUCUUUUGAAAGUUACUAAAAAACAAGGACACUGAAAGCGUUGCGAAAAAGAAAAAAAGUGUUGCAACUUUUAUCAUGCCGACUGCACAAGAAAAAGAAAAUUUUUGUUUAAAAUUAUAAACGUUUGUUUACAUAAUCGCGGAUGUAUUCAUACAAUGUGAUAUUGAUUUAUUCGCACAUAGUAAGACUUGAAAAUCGUUUAGAUAAUUUGCGAUCAGUAUGAAAUUCUCGUAUUGUAAUGCAACGUUUAUAAUCUACGUUUAUUAUAAAAUUUCUCGUGUAUCAUCCUUUAAAUUGCAUGAUAACCGUGACAUAAUUCAAAGAGAUUGAUUAUCCGAUAGCGCGAUAAGAUUUUUAUUUAUUUAUAAGUGGAUACAGCUAGUUUAUUACGUCGAAUUUCCACAACUUCCCGUAAUCUGUAAAUUGAGAUAUUCAAAUGGAGGAAGAUCCCAAUGUAUCACGCAGAAUACUUUUCGAACGUUCUAAGAUAGCAGUUUUUUACGAUGCGAAAACUGCGCAAACUUGAGGAUAUCAAUCGCGCAAAUAGUUUAUUCGAAAACGAAAUAUAAAAUCAAGUGACUCAUAAAGAUUGCAUUUGCACGCAUGCAUGAGAUAAACACUUGCUCUAUUAUACAUAGUUGAUAUCGAAAUAUCACGGCUCGCACAGUGUAAUCGACAUCUAAAUUAAGUUACAUGCGCGACUUUCUCAUUGGGAAAAUACAAACAGUUCGUUGAUUAUUCUUAAGAUCGAGAUCCGAUUUCGAGACAAGAGUUACUUUCAGGAUAAAUGGCUCAAUAUGUGGAAACAUGUACGUAACUGUCAAGUGCCAUCCUUAGACCUUGUAAGAUGCACUUCUCUUCGUUAUUAUGUGUUAUCGUUAUUAUCGUGAGAUAUGCUUUGCCGCGGAUAUUUUUCUAUCGCGACCGAAACCGUCGAGUCCGACGACUACAGCUGUAGCUGACAUAGCGUCUGUCGGGUAUUUAUUACUUGUUGACGGAAGAUAUCUCGGCGGGAUAACUUAUUCACACACGCGUAAGGAAUACAUUACUGACAAACUCGAAUAGAAGCAGUACAUAGUCCACGAAGAAGCGAUAAUCGGACUUUCUGAUCACACACGCGUUAGUUCUUCACGAUCACGCUAGGUGCAAUCGUUGUAACCAUUCGAACUAUUCUUCAAAGGACAUUAGUGUUAUCUUCCUGAUGAAUAAAAACGCACAAUUUUCAACCGAGUAUCGGCGCUGCGUUAAUAUACAAUCUCUAGCGUAAUCGAGUAAUACUUCGUGCAUGAGAUAAAUAGAGAUCUUAAGUAUACGCAAAAGUUUUCCAAUCCGGAAGGGGAUAAUCGAGGGGAUCCUUUCGUUUCCUCGGAGGUUUACAUGAUUUUAGCGUCUGUCGUGCAGAGUAGCAUAAGUUUCAUUCUAAAUGUGAUGUCGACACGUGUUGCUUAGUUUCGCGAAAGAUGUAUCUGUGAUUCGUCGCAAAUCGCAUCUGUAUGUCUGUAAACGAAGAUUCAUCUAACACGACAUCAUUCUCCGGAGAUCUGUCAUGUCAGUGCCAAUUUGCAAAGUGCAGCAGCUGGUCACACGAUCUAGUACAGCAAGUCAUUCCAGUCUUACUUCGAGUGAAAGAAACAAAAUUGUAGAUUCGUAAUUUCUUGAAUGCAAGUGUAUCGAUUGCAUUAGUCAUAGAGUGAAACAGAAGAGUCAGAAGGGAAGAGGUGAAGCUAGCUCGUUCCAAAGAAUUUUGUACUCGGGCUGUGUAUUCGUUGUGAUUGUUGUGUAAUAUCGAUUAACCGUCAUAUCCGAUCAAACGAACGUUCGGCAAUCGCUGACCGACAAGCAAAAAAAAAA